Messenger RNA from Naegleria fowleri, 3240 nucleotides. RefSeq lists its product as uncharacterized. The transcript is spliced from 10 exons. Bases 1 to 3240 code for a protein of 1079 amino acids. Lineage: Eukaryota; Heterolobosea; Eutetramitea; Acrasida; Naegleriidae. The record is from RefSeq and is a predicted model, not a curated record.
AUGUCGGCAUCUUCUUCCUAUGUCUUUGUUUUGAAUCGUUCGGGAGCCGAUGGUCAGCCAGGAGCGGAUGGGACCAAUGGUGUUGCUGGACUUGGAGGUCGUAAUGGACUCAAUGGAAUGAAUGGUGGAAGAGAAGAAUCACGAAUGGAUGGUUUUAAAGGCCAAGAUGGCCAACCAGGAACAAAUGGUUUGAGAGGAACAGACGCCAGUAAUGGCCAAUCCGGACAAAACGGAGGAAAUGGAAAUGUCAUUAAGGUGAAACUCAUUGGAGAUUCGAAUCAAAAAAUUCUCGUUCAAGUCAACAAUGCUCAAGAUCGAUACAUUUCCAUUCCUGAUCAUUCUCAAAAGGCUAUUUUACUAGUUGGAAACGGAGGAAAUGGAGGUAAGGGAGGAAAUGGUGGACAUGGUGGACCAGGAGGAGCAGGAGGUGAUGGAGGUUGGGGAGGAGUAGGAGGACCUGGGCAAGAUGCCUCACAAUGGAGUAUUGGUGGCAGUGGUGGUCCAGGUGGAAAUGGUGGGAAAGGAGGUGAUGGUGGAAACGGAGGAGCUGCAGGUCAUGGAGGAAUGGGAGGCGAUGGUGGAGAUGGUUCCAUCAUUGAGGUUGAAACCUAUAACCCUGGAUUGUUAAAAUUUGUCACCUGUGAAUGUAGAUCUGGAGUUUCAGGAAAAGGAGGAAGUGGUGGACAAGGUGGAAAAGGAGGAAGUGGUGGUAAUGGUGGACCAGGAGGAGCAGGAGGUCCAGGAGGUGCUCAUUUCAUGUUCACCGAUCAAAAUGGUAUACUUUAUUGCAAUCAAGGAGGUUUUCCUGGAAGAAUGGGAAUGCAUGGAGAGACUGGAGCAUGUGGUUUAAAUGGUGCCGAUGGAACAAAUGGAAGAGAUGGCAGAGAUGGAAGACCAGGUCAAAUCAUUUUCAGAGUGCUUGAUCAAUAUGGUCAUGUUUUGGAAAGUUCAGACAAUAUUUAUGAUCUGCAAAUCGAUUCCUUUGCAAUCAUACCUUGUGGAGUUCAUACUGAUUAUUUCCAAAUCAAUGAGGACGAUGGUAUUUUAGAACCCGGAGAAACCAUUUACAUUUGUGACAUUCAAGUUCAAAAUGUGGGUGGAAUGACUCUUCCAGAAAAUACCAUUCUCAGUGCACCAACCACAAUGCCAUCGAGUCGAGAAAAUUAUCAUCCCUUUGUUGCAGCACAAGGUGUCGAAAAUUGCUGUACUCUUCCUGCAAUUCCAAAAGGUGGAUUAUUUAAAGUACCAUCCUAUCUGAAAGGAUAUAUUGCAGCAGCUUCACCUCCUGAAUUUGUCAACUACAACUACUUGACUGGUUAUGAAAAACCUCCACCUGAUCGUUUCAAGAAGGAAAUGAAAAUUGAGACUCUGGGAAGCGUCUUCAACUCACCUUUUGAGAAAUCCAAAUGUUCGAGUGUGUUCACAGUUCAGUACCCUAUUCUCAUUGAGACCAUUAUGGGUCCUUCUCAAUUAGGAAAAAAUAAUGACACCGCUACUGUGACCAUUCGAUUUUCAAAUAUUUCUAAUUUAGAUUAUGGUGCCUCUGUGAGUCAACACAAAAAACUCUCCUUCUCGAUUUAUUUCGAUAACAAAUUCAUGAUUUUGAAUGAGAGAAACAUUAAGGAAAGAGACAAAAUGCAAUGCGUUCAUGAACAUAUUGAACUGAUUCAAGCGAAACGAAGUUACGAAAGACAUUUUCUUGUAUCCGUUCAAAACACGUCCGAGUACUUUGAGAGACUUCGUAUUUCAGCACAUCUCUUAUUGAGAGAUCAAACGAUUGAAAUUUCUGAACAUUUCAUUCGUGUCUCUCCUUCCUAUCAACCAUGUACAAAUACUGUUGAAAAUCCUCAUGAUAUCUUGUUUAUUACGGACAAUCAUUUGUCAAGAGUCGAAUAUUUGAGAUAUAUGAGAUUAUUCGAAGGCUGUGGUCUUCGUGUCAAUUAUUGGGAUAUUGAGAGGUAUAACGGUGUAUCCAUGGAUGCCACCAAUGGCACAAGACAUGAAUUUUCAUGGACCGAUAAGAACAUGUACCAAGGAAAAACUGUCAUAUUCCCACUUCCUGAUGAAAGAAGUAUCCACUUGUUAAAUCCCAGAGAUCAAUUUUCAGUGUUGAGAAAUUUGGGAGAAGACACCAAAAAUGUUCGCGGUGGAAUUUUACUAUUAGGAAAUUUAUCGUGUGAACAAAUUAGAGACUUUUUAUUUGCAUCGACAGAUUCGAUUCAUUUACCAGAACAGCUGUUGACUGAAAGAUUUUUCACUCACAAAGCUACGUAUGAAGAUUUAGAGAAAAUAUGCAGCAAAUUCAUUCAUGAAUUGGAAGAAGAGAAUCCAUCGAAAAUUUACAAGUUACAUGACGUGAAAUUUGAACCAUCAAAAACUGGAAUUGGAAAAUAUUUAUUAGGAUCAGCUCAAUACUCUGUGCUUCCUUGUAGCGCUUGUGACAAUUUAUACAGUAUUCAAGUGGAAGACCGUUCCUCUGAAAAUUAUUUGUGCAAAGAUAAUAUUGCCUUUACUGAAACAAAAUUUUCUCUUCAGUCACAUUGUGCAACGACCUUAAUAGGAAUCAUUUUCACACUUUCACCCCAGAGAAGAGUGGAAAUAUUAGCAAACCCAAAUUUGAAAUGUAAAAGUGAGCAAUGGAGUAUUAUCAAGGAGUAUCAAGAACGUGAAAAGAAACUUUUAGUCACCAAGCAUCAAGAAUAUUCCAUCUAUGACAUUAUUGCAUUGUCUUUCUAUAAUGACAUGCAUCAUGAUGUCACUUACAAGGAUAUAUCUACCAGCAUCAUUGCUCCCUUAAUUAUGGAGGCUUUUGAAAAGCGUUUAGUUGCUUUUAAAGGGAUGAAUUCGUUUGAAAAAGUCAAAGUGGCACAAUGCAUGUGGUAUGCUUUCAAACACAUCAAACAUGAUUUCAAAUGGACAGCAAUUUUCUCUUCCAUGAAAAAUAAGACGAAACAAUUCAAAGAACUAUGCUCUCACUUGGAGGAUUUAUUAUUCAAGAAUAUUUUAACAGAGAAGGAGGACAAAAAGAUGGUGAAAAAGCAAGUGAAAUUGCUUCUUUGUUCUAAUCAUUAUUUGAUCAAGCUCAACAAUUUGAAAAGACCUCUGCUCACUCCAAGACAAGAAGAUAUGGAAGAGGAUCACAAGGAAUCAAAAUCUAAAAAUGGUCUAGUUGCUACAAUUAACAUGCAUUCAUCUCUCGAAGCACAAAACAAUUCGAAUGGAGGCUUUCAUUUGGUUUAG